Molecule: messenger RNA, 1131 nt
Organism: Prunus armeniaca (apricot)
Lineage: Eukaryota; Viridiplantae; Streptophyta; Magnoliopsida; Rosales; Rosaceae
Source: the annotation of a GenBank genome assembly
AUGGCUCCAGAACUUCAACAAGACGGAGAAACUCUGCCCCAAAAUAACAACACUUACACUAGUGACCAUGACGCUCUUCACAAAACCAAAGUCACCGUUGUGGGUAGUGGCAACUGGGGCAGUGUGGCUGCCAAACUCAUUGCCUCUAACACCCUCAGGCUCUCUUCUUUCCAUGAUGAAGUGAGAAUGUGGGUAUUUGAGGAAACGUUACCGAGUGGUGAGAAGCUCACAGAUGCCAUCAACCGAAACAAUGAAAAUGUGAAAUAUCUGCCCGGCAUAAAGCUGGGGAAAAAUGUUGUUGCAGACCCAGACCUUGAUAAUGCAGUGAAUGGUGCAAACAUGUUGGUGUUUGUUACUCCACAUCAAUUUAUGGAGGGUAUAUGCAAGAGACUUGUUGGGAAGAUAAAAGUGGAUGUGGAAGCUAUUUCCCUCAUCAAAGGAAUGGAGGUCAAGAUGGAGGGCCCGUGCAUGAUCUCUACACUCAUCUCAGAGCAAUUGGGCAUUAAUUGUUGUGUUCUAAUGGGAGCAAACAUAGCUAAUGAGAUUGCUUUGGAGAAAUUUAGUGAAGCCACAGUUGGAUACAGAGAAAACAGAGCGAUUGCAGAGAAAUGGGUUCAUUUGUUUAGUACUCCCUACUUCAUAGUCACACCUGUCCAAGACGUGGAAGGAGUAGAACUGUGUGGGACCCUGAAAAAUGUUGUGGCCAUAGCAGCAGGUUUUGUGGAUGGAUUGGAGAUGGGAAAUAACACAAAGGCUGCAAUUAUGAGAAUUGGUCUAAGAGAGAUGAAGGCAUUUUCCAAGAUGUUGUUUUCAUCUGUCAAGGACAGCACCUUCUUUGAAAGCUGUGGUGUUGCUGAUCUCAUCACAACAUGCUUGGGUGGAAGAAACAGGAAAGUUGCUGAAGCUUUUGCAAGGGGUGGAGGGAAAAGAUCGUUUGAUGAGCUCGAAGCAGAAAUGCUGCAGGGUCAAAAAUUACAGGGUGUGUCAACAGCAAAAGAAGUUUAUGAAGUUCUAAGCCACCGUGGGUGGCUGGAGUUUUUCCCACUGUUUGCAACAGUUCAUGAGAUCUGCAUUGGCUCCCUUCCUCCGUCAGCCAUAGUUGAGCACUUUGAGCGCAAACCUGAACUCUAG